Cydia amplana is the source of this 4121-nucleotide messenger RNA. RefSeq names its product 3'-5' RNA helicase YTHDC2-like. Bases 153 to 4121 code for a protein of 1322 amino acids. Gene Ontology annotation, molecular function: RNA binding; protein binding; ATP binding. The record is from RefSeq and is a predicted model, not a curated record. The transcript is spliced from 13 exons. NCBI's taxonomy places the organism in Eukaryota, Metazoa, Arthropoda, Insecta, Lepidoptera, Tortricidae. Gene Ontology annotation, cellular component: intracellular anatomical structure.
GACUUUUUCAUUGUUUAUGGUACUUGUCGUAUUUAGACAAAAGUCGAAAAUAAUUUCGAUAUUGUAAAUGUAAACAUAUUCGUAUAAUAUUGAAAUUAUUGUGUUAUGUGCUUAUCGUAUAGGGCACAGGGUUUCAAUAAUAGUUAAGAAUAAUGAGUUCCAAAAAGGGUAAGCGUAAUUUGGGGAACAAGCAUUUUCCUAUAGCGGAGUCUGUGAGCAUUGCUCUGAAAAUCCAGUUGGAUAAGUUUUUAAGUGAUGAAAAUGAGACUGAGCUCAAGUUUCCGACGUUUCUGUCGGCGCAGGAACGGGGUUUCAUCCAUGAGACUGUUGCCAAGCUGGGCUUGAAGUCGAAAUCGCGCGGGAAAGGUGUAAAUCGCUAUUUAACAAUAUACAAACGUAUCGGUUCCACAAUAAUCCAGAAUGACGCCAAGCUCAUCCUGGAUUCAAACAUGCGCUGCAGCAUCACGGAGCUGUUCAACACAUUCCCCAUCACCAGUAAAGAGAAGGAUGACUUGAGCUGCUGCCCGGAGAAGGAGCGGAGCCCCCAGCUGGCUCAUAAGCCUGUUGGGCAGUUGAAUAAUGGGGUUGCUCAAGUGCCCAGUACAACAUAUAAUCCAGAAUUAGUAAAGUUUAGAGAAAAGUUGCCUGUGUUUGAACAGAGGCAGGAGCUGCUCAAUGCUAUUACUCACAAUCAGGUGAUCAUAGUAGCAGGCGCCACAGGCUGCGGCAAAACCACACAGCUUCCUCAACUAGUGCUAGAACACUGUCAGCAACACAAGCAGCCCGCCCGCAUCUACUGCACGCAGCCCCGCCGCCUGUCCGCCGUGUCCGUCGCGGAGCGGGUAGCUUACGAGCGUAUGGAGAAGAUCGGACAAAGCAUCGGCUACCAGAUCCGCUUGGAAUCUCGUGUGAGCCCCCGCACCGUGCUCACGUACUGCACCAACGGCCUCCUGCUGCGCACUCUUAUGUGCACCGACACACAGUUGGCGGGAGUGACGCACGUAUUCGUGGACGAGGUGCACGAGCGGGACAAGUUCAGCGACUUCCUGCUCAUCGCGCUGCGGGACGCGCUCCCGCGCUGCAAGGACCUCAAGCUGAUCCUCAUGUCCGCCACCAUGGACACGCAGAUCUUCUCCAGAUAUUUCAACAACUGCCCCGUGAUAACCAUCCCCGGGCGCUUGCACGAGGUGCAGCGGUACUACUUGGAAGACAUCCUGAAACUGACGCAAUACCGCACCAAGAAGAUGGUUCAGGCCGAGAGAGAGCUCAAACACAAGCUCAAGUCUGGACAGAGCUACUGGUCACAUCUCGAAGGCCAGAAGCAGCCAGAAGAUACCAACAGCAAAGACAGUAAAGAAGAGAAGGAGGUGGCGCUCGAGCCCACGCUGCAGGCCGACAUGGACGAGUUUCUAGAAGAGUGCUUCAAGGAAGGCAGCUUGGACUCGUUCUGCCAGAUCCUGUACAUGUACCUGUCGGAGGGCGUGCCGGUGCAGUGCGCGCAGAGCGGCUGCGGCCGCACCGGGCUCAUGGCGGCCGCGCGCCACGGCCUCACCGACACCGCUCGCCAGAUGCUGCAGAUCGGUGCGGACCCCACAGUGAAAGACAAGAACGGCAAAACCGCCCGAGAUUACGCCCUCGAGGCCGGACACGGCGAGUGCGCCGCGCUCCUCGCUUCCCUCGGUGCGCCCGACGACCCCAGGGACACCGAGGACAACGCCGCGGACAACUUCCUGCUCGAUGUCUACCACCACACCGUCUCCGAGGACUUUAUAGACCAUGAUCUCAUGCUGGCCCUCAUUAAACACAUACAUAUCAACCUCCCCAAAGGCAGCAUACUAGUUUUCCUACCCGGAUACGACGAUAUAGUGACGCUCAGGGACUUGGUACAGAAUUGCACGGAGAUGAACGCGUUGAAAUAUCAAAUAUUCACGCUGCACAGUAACAUGCAGACGCUCGAUCAGAAGAAAGUGUUUAAUCCGCUCCCGAAUGCGAGGAAAAUCAUCAUCUCGACGAACAUAGCGGAGACGUCGAUCACUAUAGAUGACGUAGUGUAUGUUGUGGACUCAUGUAAGGUUAAAGAGAAGUACUACGAGUCAAGUGGUGGAGUGUGUUCUUUACAGUGUGUGUGGACUUCUCGAGCCGGCUGUCAGCAGCGCGCGGGCCGCGCUGGUCGCACCAAACCCGGACACUGCUUCCACAUGUGCUCCAAGCGGAGGUUCCAGACGUUACCACUUAACUCCAUCCCGGAGAUCCUGAGGGUGCCACUGCAGGAACUGUGCCUUCAUACCAAGCUGCUAGCCGUUGGAAAUACGCCUAUAGCGGACUUUCUAUCAAAAGCAUUGGAGCCCCCAUCGUUCCUUGCGGUGAGAAAUGCCGUAACGCUUCUAAAGACUAUAGGGGCGCUGACUCCCAUGGAAGAUUUGACGGAAAUCGGGCAGCACCUUCUAGAUCUAACCGUGGAGCCGAAAUUAGGGAAGAUGCUCCUGUACGCGUGCGUCAUGAAGUGCCUCGACCCGAUCCUGACGAUCGUCUGCAGCCUGGCCAACAAGGAGCCGUUCCAGAUAUCCAUGAACCCGGAGAACAGGAAGCGGGGGAGUAUGGCGCGGAAGGAGUUCGCGGCGGACUGUUAUUCCGACCACAUGGCGCUGUUGAGAGCGUUCCAAGCGUGGCAGAGUGCGAGAGCGAACGGCGCGGAACGAGCGUUCUGCGCUAAGAACUUAAUAUGCGGAGCUACCAUGGAGAUGAUUGUGGGCUAUAGAGCGCAACUACUAGCUCAGCUCCGAGCGCUGUGUCUAGUCAAAGCUAGAGGCUCCGGCGACAUUAAAGACGUCAACUUGAACUCUGAAAAAUGGCACGUCGUGAAAGCGGUGCUAGUGAGCGGCCUGUACCCUUCGACGGCCCGCGUCGACCGAGAAUCGGGGUCGUUAAGGACUUCAAAGGAAGUGAAAGUGGCCUUCCAUCCGAGCUCGACCUUACAUCGCGGCGACGGCGUAGCGGGCGCGCACAAAUCCGUGCAAAACCUGCCGACGGACUGGGUUGUUUUUGAGGAGAUAUCCAGAGCGGGCCGCUUCUGCUUCAUACGCUGCAACACGAUGGUGACACCCCUGACCGUGGCGUUAUUCGGCGGGCCUUUGAGAUUACCGCCCGGGGCUCUGACGCAGCGAGCGAAUCCUCCAGGGUUGUCGAGCGAUUCCGACAGCGAGGCUGACGAGAACAACUCCUCGCCCGACACAGCCGUGCUAACUCUAGACGACUGGAUGGCUUUCACGGCGGACGCAUCCGACGCUAUAAGCGUCUACUACUUGAGACAGAAGCUCUGCGCGUUGGUUAUCCGUCGCAUGUCGAACCCGGCUAAACCAAUGACGCCUUUAGACGAGCAGAUCCUGACCACUGUGGUGCACGUUUUAGCGGCCGAGGAGAAAAACGUGGGUCUGAAUCAGCCGUCGGGGAUCGGUCAGAGACCUAAGCCGUUGACGGUGGACGCGCCGAACUGGCGGACGAGAGCCGAGGAAGAGCAGUACAGGCACGACGGGAAGUACUACCCGCAGCAGUAUCAGCAGGACUACCAGCAGAACUACUACCAGAACCAGAACGCUUACUACCAAAACCGAAACGGCGUCCGGCCGGGUUGGCGCGGCGACACGCCGUCCUACUCUCAGUACUCGGGGCCCAAGAGCCCGCCGGCCGGCAGCGCGCUGCUCGCCAACAUUGAGAAGGCGGGCGCUCGGGCGCGGUACUUUAUAGCACGAGACGAGGGGGACGGCGCUAGUAGUGGCCUCCCGUUCGCACCCGCCACGACUGCCAAGCUUAUGAAGGUUAAACAGGAGGGUCAUCAAGUGAUAGUGUUCGUGGCGCGCGAGUCGGCGGCGCGGUUCGUGGGCUGCGCCGCGCUCGGCGACAGCGGGCUCGACUGGCUCUGCACACAACACCUGCCGUACCAUGCCGUCAGACACGUGUGCAACUCGCUGGCGGGCAACAGCCGCGUGGCGGCGUGCGGCGACGGCGCCGAGCUGUGCGCCGCGGCCGCGCGCGCGCUGCACCUGGCGCUCGCCCCGCCCCGCCGCCGCGCCGCACCCGCCUCGCACCCGCACCAGCACCGCCCGCACAAACACACGCAGUAG